This is a messenger RNA of Balaenoptera musculus (blue whale), 1325 nucleotides long. It is a transcript of the gene RPP38, whose product is annotated as ribonuclease P/MRP subunit p38. The transcript is spliced from 3 exons. Gene Ontology annotation, biological process: tRNA 5'-leader removal. Gene Ontology annotation, molecular function: ribonuclease P RNA binding; ribonuclease P activity. The record is from RefSeq and is a predicted model, not a curated record. Bases 391 to 1239 code for a protein of 282 amino acids. Lineage: Eukaryota; Metazoa; Chordata; Mammalia; Artiodactyla; Balaenopteridae. Gene Ontology annotation, cellular component: nucleolar ribonuclease P complex; fibrillar center; ribonuclease MRP complex.
AAACGUGUUCUCUGAGCCGUUCCUCCUCCCCUUCCUCCGCCCCACCGCAUCGGAAGGCGGGGCCCGGGAAGGCGUGGGCUCUGCGCACGCUCAGCGCGGCCCACGUGGGACCGGCGCAGGGACGACCGUGAGUGGGGGUCUGCGCUGGGGUCUGAGAUCCGGAGGGGCCGCUGGUGGGGAUCGAGCCUGGGACUGAGCCGGGUGCGCGCAAGGUCUCCCAGGCUCCCCGUCCCUGGGGCCGCCCCCGCCCGUACCGGCGUGUUUUCCUGCGUCCCGGCCUUGGCUCACGCUCCGCUCUCUGCCUGGAGUUGAGCGUCUGUCGGGUACGAGAAAUAGAUUCUGAAGACAGGAGGAGCUAAUGCCCAGAGCAGCACGUAACUGGUCUUCAGAAUGGCCGCAGCCCCCCAGGCACCAGGGAGGGGCUCUGUGCGGAAGACGAGACCUUUACCUGUGAAGACGUCAUUGAACAACCCGUACACCAUCCGCUGGGGUGCCCUGGACGGGGAGGAUAUGCACUUCAUACUACAGACCCUGGAGGACAGGAUUAAAUCUCUCGGGCUUCAGAAGACUGAGGACAGGAAGAGAAAGAAAAAGCAGCCCGCUUUGAAAACACAAAGCGGAGACACGUGCAGCCUGGAUGUGGACACCGGUGAGGAUCUGAAGGAGGAAAAGCCGGAAGGUGGACCCCAGGCAUCCGGGUGGACCCCUGCUGACGUCAGAAGGCAGCUUGCCAUCGGCAUCAACGAGGUCACCAGAGCCUUGGAGAGGAACGAGCUGCUCUUGGUCCUGGCAUGCAAGUCGGCCAAGCCGGCCAUCGUCACCGCGCACCUGGUGCCGCUGAGCGCCAGCAGAGGUGUCCCUGCCUGCCAGGUGCCCCGGCUCAGCGAGAGGCUCGCACCCGCCAUGGGCUUGACGUGCGUCCUGGCCUUGGGGUUCAAAAGAAACACCGCUGCCUUUGCAGAGGAAGUGAGGGCCAUCAUCCCCAGAGUCCCCCGUCUGGAUGUGCCGUGGCUCCGAGGCACACUUGAAGACCCCGGGGAGAACCCGGAGAUGGAAUCUUUGGAAAGCCAAGACAAAGAGAUUUUGGACACUUCCUUCGAAGACCUCUCUAAACCCAAGAGAAAGCUCGCUGAGGGUCAGCAGGCUGCAGUGUUACAACCCCUGAAAAUAAAGAAACUGAUUCCAAACCCCAAUAAGAUAAGGAAACCACCCAAAAGUAAAAAAACGGCUUCAAAGUAAUCUUGUAUAAACCUGUCACUUCAUACAGUUGUAAAACGACACCUUGUAGAGAAGCCUUGAAAUGAAUAAAAUGACUUUUACAUAUA